AUGACCUCAAGCUGUGACGCUCCGGCUCUCGGCAAUGCUGCCAAUCUAGGCGGUACCGCUGCCGCUCGAGUUCUAGACACUGUCGAACUCCUCGAAAACAUCCUUCUGCAAGAUCUUCCUAUGAAGAGUAUUGCUCGAGCCCGCCAGGUCAAUACCUUCUUCUGCGCUGUCAUCGACAACUCCAAGCCCUUGCAGCGUGCCCUCUUCUUGAUGCCGGAGCUCCCCAAAGAGACUCACGUCGACAUGGACGGCACACCCAAAUCGGUCACUAGAGUCAAUCCAGCCAUCAUUAAGUUGGACCAUCACGGUGAAGUGAAGACAGGGCGUUUCUACAUCGACGGCGACAUGCUCCGUCGCUGGAACUCUGACCUUGCAUGCGAAACUUGGAAAUCCAUGCUCAUUUGUCAGCCGCCUGCUUCUAUCAACAAACUGCAUUUGUUUGAAUUAAUCACCAAAUCACAAAAGACAGGUGAAUUUUAUAUUACCUUCUUGAGCGGCAGCACACUUGGCGAUCUAGUCGCCAAAUUACGAUUUAUAAAUAAUCUGGGUGCGAUGAGAUGGGCAUCAGAUUGGGGAUCAGAUUCGAAAUCUGUGUGCCGCGUUCUAAUCAGUGAUGCUGGUUAG
Ramularia collo-cygni is the source of this 624-nucleotide messenger RNA. RefSeq lists its product as uncharacterized. The record is from RefSeq and is a predicted model, not a curated record. Bases 1 to 624 code for a protein of 207 amino acids. The transcript has a single exon. Lineage: Eukaryota; Fungi; Ascomycota; Dothideomycetes; Mycosphaerellales; Mycosphaerellaceae.